This is a messenger RNA of Colletes gigas, 4107 nucleotides long. RefSeq lists its product as uncharacterized. Gene Ontology annotation, biological process: DNA integration. The transcript is spliced from 2 exons. Gene Ontology annotation, molecular function: nucleic acid binding. The record is from RefSeq and is a predicted model, not a curated record. NCBI's taxonomy places the organism in Eukaryota, Metazoa, Arthropoda, Insecta, Hymenoptera, Colletidae. The annotation marks the transcript as partial.
AUCAUAAAGGACAGUCAGGGAUGUAUAGCCUGUCUGGCCCUGGAUCACGACGUAAGAGGCUGCCGGAGCCAACAAGGUUGUUCGAGAUGCAGUGGCAGGCAUCACAUCCUGUUGCAUUUCGAACAACGCGAAAAAGAGGCGGAAAGCCAAAAGCCGAAAUCGAAAUAUUCGAACGGCAAGCGCGAGGAACGGCGAGAUAACGCCCCUCCACAGCGCCGUACGGCUAAGGCGAAAGCCGGCACCGAUACCUCGAACGCGCAAGCAGCUACGUCACGGGCCACUACGUCACACUGUACGGCAAGUACAGACGUACCGAGGCCGGUGCUAUUAGCAACCGCGAUCGAAGAAAACCUCAGCCACGGUAUCGGGCUUGGGGGGUGGUCGGACCCAAAAAUCAAGUACAGCGUAGGGCUGAAUUUGGGAACGCCUUCCGGGGUAACUCCUGUGGUUUCGGCGAGAGCGUACGUCGUGACAAAAAUCACGAGUUAUGCCUCGCCAUCUGUAAACGCGCUCGAUAACGACGCGUUGCGAAACCUGAAGCUCGCCGAUCCCGAGCCCGCGUCUGGCCAAAACAUUGAAGUUUUGAUCGGCGCAGAUUUGUACGCUCAAGUUAUUCGGUCGGGAUUCCGUCGAAUAUCUCCCGAAGGGCCUAUUGCACAAGAAACUGCAUUUGGCUGGAUAUUAUCCGGACCGAUAGAUGCAGCGAGCAAGGCCCAGGGUCACGUGCGAACGUUGCAUUGCAACAUAUUCGAAUCGCUGGAUCACGCGAUUCGACGGUUCUGGGAAAUUGAAGAAAUUCCCUCGACCUCGGUGCUUACAAAAGCAGAGGAAGAGUGCGAAGCUCAUUUCCAAAAAACUGUCGCACGGGAUGCAACGGGAAGAUUUAUUGUCCGAUUGCCGUUUAAUCAUCCGAAACCGGAAGGUGCAUUGGGAGAUUCACUCCGUAUCGCCCUCUCCGCAUUGACAAGGUUGAGAAGGAAAUUGGACAAGGAUCAGACCCUCGUACGAGAAUAUCAAGAAUUUCUCACGGAGUAUGAGUCGUUGGAACACAUGACUCGUAUCGAGCCCUCUGAAAAAUCCAGACUCUACAUUCCGCAUCGAGCGGUCAUCCGUACGGAGAGUGCAACUACCAAACUGCGAGUCGUGUUUAAUGCGACGAGCCGUACGGUGGGUGGAAACUCCCUAAACGACAUCCUACACGUAGGGCCGAAAUUGCAGAACGACAUCACGUCCGUUUUGACGAGAUGGAGGCUGUACGAAUACGUGUUGGUGGCCGAUAUCGAGAAAAUGUUCCGACAAAUUCUCGUCGCCCCGCAGGAUCGUCGAUUUCAGUGCAUCUUAUGGCGCACGCCCGAAACCGAAGGGCUUCAAGCCUUCGAAUUAAACACCGUUACGUACGGAACGGCGUGUGCACCAUAUUUAUCGAUGCGUACUCUUCUCGAGCUGAAAAAACGGGACGGUGACAGAUUUCCUCUCGCCGCUCCGAUACUCGAGAAAGACAUAUACGUUGAUGACGUAUUUAUGGGGGCACCCGAUACGACCCUAUUGGAAAAAAUUCGUAUUCAAGUUUGCGAACUCCUACAGGGCGGCGGGUUUAAAUUGAGAAAGUGGGCUGGCAAUUCACAGAAAUUACUGCGAAACAUCCCACAAAGUUCUCACUCCCACGCUGUCGAUCUCACCUUAUUCGAUGACACCGAACUCAAGGUGCUCGGAUUGCGAUGGAUACCAUCGGGUGAUUACUUCUAUUUCAACCUGCAACGGUUUCAACCGGCUGCAGGUCCGAUUACAAAACGAACUUUGUUUUCCGAAAUAGCCAAACUUUACGAUCCGCUCGGCUGGUUAUCACCAGUCGUAAUUCGGGCGAAGAUUUUGAUGCAAUCCCAAUGGCUGGAAAAAAUCCAGUGGGACGAUCAUGUCUCCGCGAAUACGUUAAAAACGUGGAACACGUUUUGCGAGGAUUGGAGCAGUUUGGAAAAAGUAAAAUUUCCCAGAUGGAUCCGUUACGGAGCAGACACAGUUUCGGUGGAAUUACACGGAUUCUGCGAUGCUUCGCUCGGAGCGUACUCGGCCGUUACGUAUUUACGCGUAACGACCAUGACCGAGGAAGUUUACACAACCUUGAUCAUGGCAAAAACGAGGGUGGCUCCUAUAAAAACGCAGUCGAUUCCGAUUCUCGAAUUGAAUGGAGCUGUACUGCUUACCGAGCUUAUAGUGCACGUGGGACGGUCACUUUCCAUAAAAAUUGACCGCAUAAUCUGUUGGUCAGAUUCCACUAUUACACUUGCUUGGUUGAAAAAACAUGCUUCGACUUGGAAGGUUGUGAUAGCCAACCGAGUAUCAAAAAUCCAAACCUUGCUUCCGAAGGCUGAAUGGAGACACGUUCCCACCCGCUUCAAUCCCGCGGAUUUGAAUUCGCGCGGUGUCGAAGCAGCGGAACUCAUUCAGUCGAAGCUAUGGAUUUCUGGACCAGCAUGGUUAAGACAAUCUGAAGAAAAUUGGCCGAAAACGCCUGAUUCCAUCGACACGAGCGAGGGCAAGCGCAUUCCGCACGCCCACGUUGCAACUCCAGAGAAAGAAUGGGAAUUCGUGUUUCGAUUCUCAACCUGGAGUAAGCUACUUCGCGUAACUGCAUAUUGUCUCCGAUUACGAAGACCGAUGCAAGGUGAGCGAAGGUCGUUCGAUGCAAACAUUGUCGAAGCUUCAGAAUUGCAGCUCGCCAAGGAAAGAAUCGUCCGCUACAUACAGCGAACGCACUUCGCGGGCGAGUACCAGUGCUUAAAAAAGCGCAGGGAAAUUCCCGCGAAAUCUCCAUUAAAACGUCUGAACCCGUUCCUAGACGCACACGAUGUCUUAAGGGUAGGUGGACGAUUGGAGAAUGCGACGCUGGCAUGGGAAGCGAAGCACCCCAUAAUUUUGCCAAAACAUCAUGUGUCCACCAUGAUAAUCCGGCAGUGCCACGUAAAUACGUUGCAUGGGGGCUUGCAGCUGACGAUAUCCAUGGUAAAACAGCAAUUUUGGAUCCUCGGUUGCAGAACCACAGCUCGAAAGGUCAUUCAUCAAUGCAUGAAAUGCGUGAGAUGGAGGGCACAAACCUCCACGCAGAUCAUGCAGGAUUUGACCUUGGAACGAAGUCGUCCAGCCCGGGCUUUUCUAAACUGCGGAGUUGAUUAUGCGGGACCGUACAAAGUCCGCGACUCCGCGGGCCGAGGAAAAACAGCUCAUAAAGCGUACAUAGCGGUUUUUGUCUGCUUCGCUACAAGGGCUAUACACAUUGAACUCGUCCACGAUUACACGACGAGUGCAUUUUUGGCUGCAUUGGAGCGAUUCAUUGCCCGACGAGGAAUCCCGUCCUGCAUACGCAGUGACAACGGGACAAAUUUCGUCGGUGCAGAUCGUGAAUUAAGAAAACAUUUCAAUAUGGUGUGUAAAACGCCGGAAAUGCGAAACGAAUGUGGCCAGAAGGGCAUUCGGUGGAAAUUUAAUCCACCCAGUGCCCCCCAUUUUGGUGGGAUGCAGGAAGCUGGUGUCAAAUCAGUGAAGCAUCAUUUGAAGCGCAUCAUAGGAGAAUUCACUCCCACGAGCGAAGAAUUACAGACGUUACUCUGUAAAAUCGAAGCCAGUUUAAACUCGCGACCGAUUGCCGCUCUGAGUGACAGCCCAGAUGAUUACGCGCCUCUCACACCGGCCCACUUCCUAAUCGGAGGGCCUACGUUGGCACCCCCAAUGCAAUCCGUGGAAAAUGCAAAUAUUUCGCAUCUUACAAGAUGGAGAGCAAUGCAAAAAUUCCACGAGCAGCUCUGGAGACACUGGACGAGAGAUUAUCUCACGCAUCUCCAGAACCGCUACAAAUGGCAGACGGAAAAUACACGCCUAAAAAAGAACGAUCUUGUUCUGGUACAGAAUCCUCUCCUCCCCCCAAAUCAGUGGGAAAUGGGAAGAAUAGAGGAAGUAUUUCCGGGAAAGGAUGGGCAUGUACGUGUAGUUAAAGUACGUACAGCCAAAUCCACAUAUACACGACCAAUUACGCGAUUGUGUAAACUGCCUGUGGCUGAGUUUUCGUUUGAGUCACCUUCGGCAACGGUUCCCGAAGCCGAACAGGUGAUCUAA